Messenger RNA from Opisthorchis viverrini, 273 nucleotides. RefSeq lists its product as hypothetical. The record is from RefSeq and is a predicted model, not a curated record. The transcript has a single exon. The coding region runs from base 1 to 273 and encodes 90 amino acids. Lineage: Eukaryota; Metazoa; Platyhelminthes; Trematoda; Opisthorchiida; Opisthorchiidae.
AUGAACGUUGAGCAAUACGAACGAAGAUGGUCCCGCAACUGCAAGCUCAAUUCCUCAAUUGAUCCAAGUUGGACGAAGAAAUUUGAAUUACCGAUUGAAUCCGUACCUAACAUAAAUUCAUAUGCACCAGUGAGGAACAGCACCAAUGGUGAGCCAGUGGCCCAAAUUAGCCAGACUCCGUCAAGAGUGCUGCUGCGCGCACGUAUUACUUUGAAGCAAGAGCAUUUACAGGGAGAUAGUCGGAAUGGGAAAUUUCUGAAUCACUACGACUGA